Molecule: messenger RNA, 1542 nt
Organism: Trichoderma gamsii
Lineage: Eukaryota; Fungi; Ascomycota; Sordariomycetes; Hypocreales; Hypocreaceae
Product: phenylalanyl-tRNA synthetase alpha chain
Exons: 12
Coding region: 1-1542 (513 amino acids)
Biological process (GO): phenylalanyl-tRNA aminoacylation
Cellular component (GO): cytoplasm; cytosol; phenylalanine-tRNA ligase complex
Molecular function (GO): phenylalanine-tRNA ligase activity; ATP binding; tRNA binding
Source: RefSeq, a predicted model, not a curated record
AUGGCUCCCGUAUCCGCUGAUCCCACCGGCGAUAUCGCCCUGGCGAUUCUCCAGGCGCUGGCCAACACCGACCAGCUUCUCUCGACCGAGGCGUUCCCCAACGUGCCUUUUGACACCGCAAAGGCUGCCCUGGACCGUCUCUCUUCGCGGUCCAUGGUUAUCUAUGAGCAGAUUGAGCGACAGGAGGCAAUCUUGGAGGCCGAGGCCGAGGAGAUUGUCCAGCACGGAAGCCACGAGGCUCGCGUUUUCGAUGCGGUGCACAAGGCUCUGGGGGGCCUCUCGAUUUCCGAUUUGGAGACUGCGAUUGGCGACAAGAAUGUGACAAAGGUUGGCCAGGGCAAGGCCUUUAGGGAGAAGUGGAUCAAGAAGGAGGACAACAAGCUUGUUGCGCUGGUCGACACAAUCGAGGACGUAACGAGAGCUCAGCUCCAGUUCAUCAAGGAGACGAAAUCACACGAUGCCAAAAUCAUUGCCGACCUGAAGAAGCGGAAGCUGCUCAACACCCAAAAGGUCAUUUCCUUCAAGGUGUCCAAGGGACCCAAGUUUGCGCUGGAGAUUGUCAAGGAGGAGACUGAUUUGACGGCCGACAUGCUGGCGUCUGGAUCGUGGAAGUCGGCAAAUUUCAAGCCAUACAACUUCAAGGCUUUGGGCGCGAAUCAGGUCUCUGGAGCUCUUCACCCGCUCAACAAGAUGAGACAUGAAUUCCGGCAAAUCUUCUUCGAGACUGGCUUCACCGAGAUGCCUACCAAUCAAUACAUCGAGACUGGCUUCUGGAACUUCGAUGCCCUCUUCGUUCCUCAGCAACACCCGGCUCGUGAUCUGCAAGACACCUUCUACAUCUCCGACCCCCUGACCGCUGGCCGGCCUGGUCCCGUCUCUGCAGACGACAGACAAAACUACGACGAGUACUUCGAGAACGUCAAGCAGGUACACGAGAACGGAAAGUACGGCUCAAUUGGCUACCGAUACCCCUGGGCAGAGAAGGAGUCAUUAAGACUCGUCCUCCGCACUCACACAACCUCUGUCUCCGCUGCUAUGCUGCAUAAGCUGGCAGCAAAGAAGGGCCCCGAUGGACGCGUUCCUCCUGCCCGCUAUUUCUCCAUCGACCGAGUUUUCAGAAAUGAGGCUGUCGAUGCGACACACCUUUGCGAGUUCCACCAGGUCGAGGGUGUUAUUGCCGAUUACGGCUUGACCCUCGGUGGUCUGAUGGAAUUCUUUGAGACCUUCUUCCACAAGAUGGGAUUGACUGAUCUCAAAUUCAAGCCUGCAUACAACCCCUACACAGAGCCUAGUAUGGAGCUCUUCAGCUACCACAAGGGCUUGAAAAAGCUUGUAGAGAUUGGUAACAGUGGCAUGUUCCGACCAGAGAUGUUGGAGGCUAUGGGACUGCCCAAAGACCUGAGAGUGUACGGAUUCGGCCUCAGCUUGGAGAGACCGACCAUGAUCAAAUACGCCAUCCAGAACAUCCGUGAGCUGCUUGGUCAUCAAGUAGACCUGAACUUCAUUGAAAGAAACGCUGCCGUGCGACUGGACAAGGACUAG